UGAACUAAAAAAUCCCACAACCCUUUCUCAUCUCUCUCUAUUCCCACCUCUUUUUCUUACUUUCUUCUAAAUAGGGUCACAAGAACACAUAAUACAUACAACCCUUUUUUCCUUUUUCUUCCUAAAAGUAAAAACCCAAAAAGAAAAAAAAAUUUUAAAAAUUUUAAAAAAUAAAAGAUAAUAUAAUCUUCUUCUCUCUAUUAUUCUUCCCCACAUGGAAAAAGAGUUGGAUCAUCAAAAAGAACUCCAACUUCUGCCACCCCCACCUCCUCAUCCUCCUGCUACCACCUCCUCCUCACGUGCUCUUCCUUGGUUCAAUCACCACCGUCGAUCUUACCACCCAUCUAACGGCGGAGAUCAUCGUCAUCAUGAUCAUGAUCAUGAUCAUGAUCAUCUUCAUUAUCAUCAUGCAAAUGGUGGGCCAUCUCUUGAUUUGAAGCUGUCCAUAAGUUUGAACCCAUCUGAGCCGUCCGAUUUCAGCUGCAUCGAAGCACUGAAAUGGCAAGCUAAGGAGCAACUAAGGGUGGCUGCCAUUGAAAAAGCAUAUGCAGAGCGAGUUAGAGAGUUGACUCGGAGAGAAAUUGAGUUGGCUCACUCUGAGUUCGCUCGAGCUCGUGCUAUGUGGGAUAAAGCUAGAGAAGAAGUUGCAAAGGCUGAAAGACUUAGGGAUAGUGCUACUACUUGCAUGGGAGAGAUCACUUGUCAUUCUUGCAGGCAAAAAUUUCGACCUAAUUAAUAUUCUAGCUUUUAAUUUUUAUUUCUUAUUAUUAUAACUAUAUAUAUUAAUAGAAAUUGUUUUAUGAAACGGUCUCACCGACAGAUAUAGCUUAGACAUAAUAUGAGAAUAUAGGCCGCUUGUUUGAGGUCUUCGCACCGAGUUAAAGACGGUCUCUCAUAAGAUAUACCGGGUAUGAUAUUGAUGAUGAGAACUAUAUAAUAAUAGGAAAAGUUGUUAUGAAAAAUCCCACUUUUUGCUCAUCUGAUUUGCUGUGAAUAAUCUUUACUAUUGAUUAUUUUUAAAUAAUUAAAUUUUUGUAUAUUUUUUUGCUGACAGCAUUCGUUGUCAUAUUUUAACUGGGUUUGUAGGUACUUAUUAGCCAUUACACUUAUUUCUUCUUCCUUCUUAUAUUUUUUCAUUGGUCUAAC
Molecule: messenger RNA, 1146 nt
Organism: Amaranthus tricolor (Joseph's coat)
Lineage: Eukaryota; Viridiplantae; Streptophyta; Magnoliopsida; Caryophyllales; Amaranthaceae
Product: zinc finger protein SHOOT GRAVITROPISM 5-like
Exons: 1
Coding region: 215-736 (173 amino acids)
Biological process (GO): gravitropism
Cellular component (GO): nucleus
Source: RefSeq, a predicted model, not a curated record